Molecule: messenger RNA, 657 nt
Organism: Vitis riparia (riverbank grape)
Lineage: Eukaryota; Viridiplantae; Streptophyta; Magnoliopsida; Vitales; Vitaceae
Exons: 3
Coding region: 26-457 (143 amino acids)
Cellular component (GO): chloroplast envelope
Source: RefSeq, a predicted model, not a curated record
GGGACCUCAAAGCCACAGCUGAGCGAUGUCGAAAACGAAGAAGCAGCUGUUAUCAUCAGCACCAUGGAGAGGCGACGACCAACAGCAGGAGGACAAGUUCCAAGACGCCAGGCUCAGGGCCACCAAGCAGCCAGGUUCUGCCUCCACCAUGUACGUUCCUCGCAAGAAGAGUGUUAAAACGCGCCCAAACGACAAGGACGACGACGACGACCAGUCCCUCUCUGAGAUUGAUCCUGAACUUCGCUACAGCUUCCAGCGUAAUUUUCAGUUUCUUCAACGAGUGUUUAGUAUUGACACCAUUGUGAAACCUCUUCCCCCUGCCAUGGCAUAUAAUGUUUCUCGCAACUUGAGCUUCUUCACGCGAAUUUUCACUCAGUUCUUUGAUCCUGAAGGUAUUGCAAAUGCCCAGAAAUCACUUGGACUUGGACAAGAAGAGAAAGUUCGCCGAGUGCGUUGAAAAUCCUGUAGUGAAAGUGCAUAGCCUCCUUUCUAUUCCAGACUGUAUUUUGUUUUUGAUUUCACUGGAUAACAUUUGACAUGUAGUUUCUUCAGAAAAGAAAUUGAGACUCUAUCUCUAUCAUCUCUCACUUAGGCAGUUGAAUUCUCCAUUGGAAGAGGGUUUAAAGUAUCAGUGGAUUUUUGCAUUUUGAAUUCUUA